Messenger RNA from Strigops habroptila (Kakapo), 1288 nucleotides. RefSeq lists its product as uncharacterized. NCBI's taxonomy places the organism in Eukaryota, Metazoa, Chordata, Aves, Psittaciformes, Psittacidae. The record is from RefSeq and is a predicted model, not a curated record. The transcript is spliced from 4 exons. The coding region runs from base 1 to 729 and encodes 242 amino acids.
AUGGAUGGGCUGGAGGUUGUCAGACCGAGUGAAAGCCGCCCCCCAGCAGCAUCUUCGCCUCGGCACGAAGCCCCUUCCCGCUGCCGGGUCCCCCGCAUCCGGCUAUCCCGGGUGUCUCGCCGAAGCCCGGGGCCGCUGACUGGGAAGGUCAGCAACGGGCGAAGCGGCCCCGCCACCUUUCCUGCCGCGGAGGAUCCCGGAAGCCCCGGACCGUCCCCACCACCUCCCUGGACCGGCGGGGCGGUGCCGACGACUUUCGGGUCAAGAGCACGGGCGGGUGGGGGCGGCCGGAGGUCGGCGAACGUGCCCGGGCCUCACCGGGCGGGCAGUGGCCGGCUGGGGGGCCCCGCGGGCCGGCGCCUGGCGGCGGCUCGGGGCAGGACCGGGGCGGGGCUGAGGGCAGUUCUUGUCUCUCCGCAGUGGCGGUGGUCAGCGGGCUUGUUCUGCUGUUUUCCUUCUCGGAGCUGCAGCGCUACGGCAGCACGGAGGUGUUGGAGUACUUGUGACGAUGUCAGAAAAGCCUACAGGUGGCAAGGCUGGGCCUCCAAGAACCCAGAGGGCAGAGAGCAUUGCAAGAGGGAAGGGUUUAGCCAGAAAAUGCAAGAGCAGAAGAAUGAGGGCUGCCAAGCAUCUGGUUUCCUAGAGGUCAACAAGAGCGUGUUAGUAGUCGCAAGAGACACUGGAGGAAUCACACCUUCAGAGGGAUCUGCCAAAAUAAAAGAAACAUGAGCAUACAACGGCACUGGAAAAGGUAUGAUCGCCUUAUCCCAAGGCAGCACUUGUGGGAGAGGGGGUUGUGAUAGUAAGACCGCCACAGAUGCUGUUUCUGGCAGUAGAAGACAGGGACAAUGUCAUUCUCCUCCUUGGAGCCAAGCAGGCUGUUUGGUGUAGUUCAUCCCCAUGUGCUGAUUAGGAACUGUGAACUGGCUGCUCUGCUCAGUGAAGCUGUAUCUGUGGGAUUCUGGAGUGUUUUUGUCAAGGAGACACUUAGAGUUUGUUCAAGCUUAGAGAUCAGAACAAAGCUGCGCAUCCGUGUCUACUGUCUUGUACUGCUAAGAGUGAGAAUGACAUCUUGAAAUUGUUGAAAUUUUGUUUGAAGAUAUACACAUGGCUUUGAAUUGCUUAAAGUAAGGUUGUAUGGAGCAGCUGAAGGCACUUCCUGCACAUUAAUUUUUAUUGGCAUUUGUACAACCCUAUGUCAUAGUCUGCUUUGAAGAAUUAAACUUAUGUAGGUACAGAUGUGGGCAAAAGCCCUCUAGGAAACUCACCAUAAAGUCAUUUACAUUUU